Molecule: messenger RNA, 1209 nt
Organism: Closterium sp. Yama58-4
Lineage: Eukaryota; Viridiplantae; Streptophyta; Zygnematophyceae; Desmidiales; Closteriaceae
Source: the annotation of a GenBank genome assembly
AUGCCUGCAUACUGUAUUGAUUUCACGAGCGGCCUUAUCGAUUAUCUUCUCCUACCAUUCCUCCUCCUCACUCUACCCGUAUCGCUCUCCCGCUCCACCAACGCCGCUUCCUCCCCCCGUGCCUCCGCGCUCUACAUCGUCCGCCUGCGCUCCGCGCCGCCUGUCGCCUCGUACCGCGGCGGAUUUGCCGGCUACCCGGCAACGGCCGUCUGGGACAGCGACCCUAAUGGCACCACGCCAGCCGGCGCUUCAGACGAUGAGGCCCGCAAUGGCGUUGGCGCGGCUUCUGUUGCGAGCAACGCUGGCGUUGCCACUGCGUCUCUCACUCCUGCUGCUACUGCUGCUGCUGCUGCUGCUGCUGCUGCCACUGCUGCUACCACCAGCGGUUCAGGAGGCACCAGCCGUCGGGCUCGCCGGCCGCGGUUGAACGUGAGGGCGCCGGGCGUGAGGGCGUUCAAGCAGCUGCUGCAGCGCAUGCAGCAGGCCGUGCUGAGAGACAGCGGGGUGGACGUGGGGAAGAUGCUCUAUAGCUACGUGCACACAGACAACAGCUUCACAGCGGCCCUCACGGCAGCGCAGGUGCAGCGCAUGAGGCGGCACCCCUCUGUGGCCAGCACGCUCCCUGCCGGGUGGGCGGGCACGUGUCCCACUACAAGCGACUUCACAUGCAACAACAAGAUUAUCGGUGGGGGCAUCUUCCACGCGGGGUUUGAGAGCGAAUAUGGAGGACAGGGUCCCGGCGACGACGAGUGGGCCUCCCCGCGCGAUUCUGAUGGCCAUGGCACGUGGUGUGCCGGAGCGGCAGCGGGCAACAGUGGCGUGGAGGUGCCUGGCGAGGGCACCAUCAGUGGCGUGGCUCCCCGGGCACGCCUGGCCAUCUACAAGGUCUACUGGUAUCUAGGCGGCCCUGGCGAGUCUAUUACUACCAACGCAGAUGUCUUUGCAGCCGUUGAUCAGGCAGUGGCGGACGGUGUGGAUGUGCUCACGCUGUCCCUGGACAACACGCACAGAAACACGGCCUGGGAUGAGUUUGACGUGGGGAAGUGGACCUACUUUGACGACGUGCCUUUCCUCGGCGCUCUUGCGGCCGGAGUGACUGUGGCCUUAGCAGUGGGUGAUGAGGGGAGGCCCUUUUACCGAUACCUGAACCCUUCUUCCCCUGCCAUUGACAACUUUGCGCCCUACUAUAUCAGCGUGGGGGCCAGGUGA